UUAUGCAUUCCAGUUAAUUUUUUCCCCUCUUUUUCUUUAAUUUAAUUUAAUUAGGGACAUGUGCUUUCCAGUGCAGUUUUGGUGUGUUACGGUGUGUUUUUGAUGCGUUUUACCGUUUUACGGUACAGUUCUGUGCAGAAAAAAUGCAGCCUGUUCUACUUUUUUUUCUGCAACAGGAACGCACUGGAAUUGCAAGGACUGGUGUGAACUAUGACAUUGACAACCAUAUAACCUACUUUCUGUGCAUUUUGGAUGCAGAAAAAAAAGCAACUGAAACGCAUGUAGUGUGAACUGGCCCUAAUAGUUAUUAUAGGUAAGG
Molecule: messenger RNA, 319 nt
Organism: Staurois parvus
Lineage: Eukaryota; Metazoa; Chordata; Amphibia; Anura; Ranidae
Source: the annotation of a GenBank genome assembly